UCACAUUAGAUUCAAUCAUGAGGAGAACAAUAUGCUUCUGGAGGAAUCUCUGCACUGUUUUGCUGCUGGCACUGACAGGGUUGAACAGUCAGUCCAGUGUUUUAGCAGCAAGUGGACCAGAUGAUAUACUUAUCACCAGGUUUACCGAGGUGAUAGCUGGUUUCAGCACCACUUUGACGUGUUCCUCGAGUAACUGCGUCCCACAAUGCACCUACAGCUGGUCUUUUGAGGGUCGCCAGGUCGAUGGGAGCCCACUAAUCUGGACCCCAGAUGGACAGAAAAGUGUUGUGGAUGUAAAGUGCACAGCCAAAAAUACAGAAACUGGGAAAACCUACUUUAAGUCUGUGAAGGUUGAAAUUGAUCCAUGGCACAUCAGCAUCAGCGGACCAGACAAUGUUGCUGAAGGAAAAGAGACCACAUUCACCUGCUUGACAAACUGCCCCAUCAGUGACUGUACCGUCAGCUGGCAGUUCAGGUCGGGUUCCCCCAGUGGGCACUACUCUACAAAUGGAAAUGUGCUCAGAUGGACCCCUUCCACUCCUGGCAAAUCCCACAACCUCACCUGUGUGGCAAAAAAUAAAGCAAAUGGACACACCGCUGAGGCCAACAAGAAGGUGUACAUUACAGAGUCACACUCUUACUCUGGAAGUGCACUCGAUGCCGGUGCCAUCGCCGGGAUAACGAUCGCAUGUCUCAUAGUUGUCGGAGGGGUUGUUGGUGGAGUCGUGUACUACAUGUACAAAAAGGGAAAACUGAUGAACAACCAAUCCUCCAACACUUCUGCCAGACCUGCUGAUUAUCUGUGAGUGUUUCUCUAAGUGACAACCAGGACAACAGAGCACACCAGAUCUGAACUAUGCAGAUAUCAACCAUCUCAGGAAUAAUGGCAGUCGGACAGUGCAGAUAAGGAUGCAGCCAACUACAGAGUACGCCGAAGUCCGAGCGAACAGCGCGCCUAGGGCAGCAUCGUCCCUUCCUUCUUAUGACGUCCACAUGCAGAAGAGGACGGGGCCUGCCCUCCAGCCAGCUACCCAGCCUGGGCCAAAUGUUACUAGCCUCCACCAAAAUUUGCACUCAGUUCCUUCAGGGACAAAUGUGGACUAGAGUUUGGCCAGUCAAUGCACUUUAGUGAUUUGCAUUUACACACAGUAUGUUGCAAAUGUUUCAUUUUAAAUUUUCCAUAAUUUUUUAUGAAAUUUGUAUUUGAUUAUGCCCCUUAAUGACAUGUGAAUGACAUGUUGGAAAGAUUGACUUUAUCCAAGCAGGCUUGUUGAAAGGGAUUGUUCAACAGUUCAUCGGAGAUAUAAUUCUUUGUGAUUUCCCUCAUGAUAACAAGGUGAUAAUAACCUGCUCUCUGAGCCAGCAGAAGUUAUUGAAGGCCUUGAACCAACAGGGAGGUAAUUUAUUACAGAUAACAAGUUCUCAUAGACCACAUGCACUCACACAUACUCCCAUUUUAUAUGUAUCAUCCUCCAGCUGAAGGUACUCUACUCUAGCUCAUGUAAAAUAUCUUUAAUCAUAUCAGGCAUCUUAACUCUUAUUAUUUAUGUUGUUCUAGAUGUUUUUCAAAGAGGGCUAUAUUUUUUAAUGUCAGGCAGAAAACUUGAACAAGAAUUCCUCAGCCAGAGUUUAUGGCUGUACUCAGAACUGACCACUACAUGUAGUAAUAAACACGCUAUCUACUACAUACUGUAUACUGCUGUUUAUAGUAGUAUGCAGUAUUAAACUGUUAAGCUAAAUCAAUUUAAUUUGCACUAUGCUCGGCCGGGCUUUACCAGUUUCAGAUGUCCUGCCAAAAAAAAAAAAAACAAAAAAAACAAAAACUGAUUGCCACCCACAGGAGCGCACACAACCUGUUACAGCUGUAUUGCCUAGUUUCUAUAUGUCCACUGCUGCUUUAUCUGCAUCAAACAGUCAUAAUGUGCAAAUACACUUAACUUUAUGUCCCUAAUAAUAACAAAGGAAUGUCUUUGUGAAGCAUUAAAGGUUCCUGUAAUCAAAUAAUCACAAUAUUGCCUGUUUUAGCGUAUUCAGGCAUGCCGUUUAUGUGCUUACGGUCUAUACUAUGGUAUUGUAGGGUUAUUAUGUGUUUGGUAUGUCUAAUCCUUAGUAAGGCCUAUGUUUGGGAACUUGACUGUAGUUAACAUGAUUAUGAAAUAAAGAGG
Myripristis murdjan (pinecone soldierfish) is the source of this 2165-nucleotide messenger RNA. RefSeq lists its product as uncharacterized. The transcript has 8 exons. The coding region runs from base 18 to 806 and encodes 262 amino acids. The record is from RefSeq and is a predicted model, not a curated record. Lineage: Eukaryota; Metazoa; Chordata; Actinopteri; Holocentriformes; Holocentridae.